Messenger RNA from Fraxinus pennsylvanica, 1149 nucleotides. The record is from the annotation of a GenBank genome assembly. Lineage: Eukaryota; Viridiplantae; Streptophyta; Magnoliopsida; Lamiales; Oleaceae.
AUGGAAGUUAAUAAUGGUGGCGGCGAGGGGUCGGACCUGCCGGAGUCUAUCUCUUCUGUUAUACCUGGCUGGUUCUCUGAGAUUAGCACUCUGUGGCCUGGAGAAGCUCAUUCACUAAAAGUAGAGAAGUUAUUAUUCCACGGGAAGUCUGAUUACCAGAAUAUCACGGUGUUUCAGUCAUCAACUUAUGGAAAGGUUCUCGUCUUGGAUGGUGUAAUUCAACUCACCGAGAGAGAUGAAUGCGCUUAUCAAGAGAUGAUUACUCAUCUCCCACUUUGCUCAAUUCCGAAUCCAAAGAAGGUUCUGGUUAUUGGAGGAGGAGAUGGUGGUGUCUUACGUGAAGUGGCUCGACAUUCUUCUAUUGAGAAGAUAGACAUCUGUGAGAUUGACAAGAUGGUCGUUGAUGUUUCCCAACAUUUUUUUCCCAGUGUAGCUGUGGGUUUUGAGGAUCCCCGUGUAACACUUCACAUUGGCGAUGGAGUUGCAUUUUUGAAGGCCGCUCCUGAAGGAACUUAUGAUGCCAUUAUAGUGGAUUCUUCUGAUCCCAUCGGUCCAGCUCGGGAGUUAUUUGAAAAACCUUUCUUUGAGUCACUAGCGAAAGCUCUUCGUCCUGGAGGUGUUAUGUGUACUCAGGCUGAAAGCAUAUGGCUUCACAUGCACAUUAUUGAAAAUAUUGUUGCAAACUGCCGCCAGAUUUUCAAAGGCUGUGUUGACUAUGCCUGGACCACAGUCCCAACUUAUCCAAGUGGUGUUAUUGGGUUCAUGCUAUGUGCUACGGAGGGUCCUGCAGUAGAUUUUAAACAUUCAAUCAACCCAAUAGAUGCCGAUGAUAGUCAUGUCAAAACAAAGGGACCCUUGAAGUUCUACAACUCCGAGAUCCACUCUGCGGCUUUCUGCUUACCCUCAUUUGCUAGAAAGAAUGAAUCUUUUGUCCAAAAACCUCCACCCCCAUCGCCAAUACCUCCACCACCGCCAGAACCUCAAGCCCUGUCGUCAUUACCUAGAUCCACCGCACUAGAUUCACGACCACACCAUAUCACACUUGACUGGAGUCAAUGUCACAACAGCCCUCGCCGUAGUGAGCAAAGAGAAGGAUGUCAUGAAUCACCCGACCUGUGUACCAGCGAAACCAAAGAUCUGCAAGUAUAG